AUGCAGCGCGAAAAAAGAAUCUCGCAAGUUUUACGCGAACUGAAAAUCAAAACCGGCGUCCUCCGUCGCCUCUCCAAAGAGAGGGAAAUGUACGAACGAGAAGUUUUGGAUUUCACUUCGCGAAUAGAAAAAGACGAGAGGAUUGACCGAAACGACGACGACGAAACGAACGACAACAACAACGCGAGACAACGGAAACAGUGCCUGGAAGAGUCGAAAGCGAUGGUGAGAGACACGUUCGUUCGAUUAGAAAAAGCGUUCGUGGAUUUAGAGGAGUUCGUGGAGACUCUCGUCGAGGGAAAGGAGGACUUUGAUGUGCGCGACGAGGUGACUGGGAAGGAGGAGUUUCGACUCGCGAAAGAACAGGUGGAACGAGUGAAACCGAGUUUGUGUUGA
Messenger RNA from Bathycoccus prasinos, 396 nucleotides. RefSeq lists its product with no specific name. The coding region runs from base 1 to 396 and encodes 131 amino acids. The record is from RefSeq and is a predicted model, not a curated record. Gene Ontology annotation, molecular function: beta-tubulin binding. The transcript has a single exon. Gene Ontology annotation, biological process: post-chaperonin tubulin folding pathway; tubulin complex assembly. Lineage: Eukaryota; Viridiplantae; Chlorophyta; Mamiellophyceae; Mamiellales; Bathycoccaceae. Gene Ontology annotation, cellular component: microtubule cytoskeleton; cytosol.